AUGAAAUAAAGACCAACCACAGCGAAAGUUCCAAAAACCAUUGAUUAAAGGGAAAUACAAUAGCUUCAUGAUUUAGAUAGUAAUUUAGUGGUUAGAAUCUAGGUCGUUAAUAUUAAUUAAUCGGUAGCAAUCUUUCCCAAUUUACAAUUUUGAAUGAAUUGGGAAAGGGUUCCUAUGGAGUGGUUUAUAAGGUGAAAUCUAGUAUGGAUGGGAACACCUAUGUUCUCAAGAAGAUCAACCUGACUCAUCUGAAGCCAAAGCAUCAAGGUAUGUGUGUUUCAUAUUAAAAGCUGAGGCACUCAAAGAGGCAUAACUUCUGAGGAAACUGAAACAUCCGAAUGUCAUAACAUACUACAUGAGUUUUAUUGAGCAGGACAAUCUUUGCAUCAUUAUGGAGUAUGCCGAAGGAGGAGACCUUUAGAAAGUAGUCAUGAAUAACCUAUUUAGUUGCUAAAAGAUUAUAAGGAGAGAAGGAAAUUUAUGCAAGAGGAAACCAUUUGGGAGAUGAGCAGGGAACUUAGUUCAGCAUUGUAGCAUCUGCAUGAAAACAACAUCAUUCACAGGGAUAUCAAAACACUCAACGUCUUUCUAACAAAGGAUAAACAUGUGAAAUUGGGAGAUCUGGGAGUAUCCAAAAUAUUCAAUUCUGACACUGCACUCCAAGGCACUCGAGUGGGCACUCCCUUGUAUCUGUCCCCAGAGCUUGUUUAGCAUUAGCCCUACGAUUAUAAGGUUGAUAUCUGGGCUUUGGGAUGUGUAGUAUUUUACAUGGCAGCUUUGGAGCCUCCCUUUUAGGGUGAAAAUUUGAUUGCCUUGGGAUAUAGUAUAGUUAAUAGAGCACCAAAAGCAUUGCCUCCUCAGUACUCGACAAGUACAAUAUGUUUUAGUAAAUUAUGAAAGGACUCAGCCAGUUCAUUUGGAAACUGCUUGAGAAGAUUCCAGCCUUGAGACCCAGCAUAUAAGAAGUCAAUACAAUAUAUUUCCAAUAAAGGAGUCAGCCAUAGAGAAUUUCAUAGUAGAUUUUAUUAAUUACAUAGACAACUUGAUGAUGCAUUGCCUUAGAUGUAAUAUCAAUAGCACUAAUAAUAAAGGCCAUAAACCUCAAAUCCCAAAUCGUAUGCAAUGCAAGCCUAGGAGACUGAAAAGAUGAAGAAAACCAGGAAACCACAACAGCAAGACUUAAUUAGUAAUGGGUCAGAUACCAUCUACAUGGGAGAUGUCAUAGAUGUAACUCAGAAGUAGAUAGAAAAUGAGCAAAUAUCUAGAGCCUAACAAUACCAGCAGUUAUUGAAGGAUCAAUAGGAGAAAUUAGAGAAGGAAAGACUUGAAAGGGAGAGGAUAGACAGAGAGCGGUAAGAGAGAAUGGAUAAGGAGAGAUAGGAACGAUUGGAGAAGGAGAAAUAAGAAAGAUUGGAAAGGCAAGAGAGACUUGAAAGAGAGAAAAUGUAGAAAUUGGAGAAGGAGAGAUAACUAAAAGAACAAUAGGAAUAGGAAAAGUUAAAGCAAUUAGAACAAUAAGAAUAAAAACAUACUCAAUAAUAAUAGGUCUUAAAGAUUCAGUCUAAUCAUGUUGAACUCUACAUUCAAGACAUAGAUGACAAAUAAUUUUAGGAAGAGAGGAAGAAUUCUUUUUCAAUAGAAUAAGGACCUAAAUUCAAACUUGAAAUUAAACACUCUAAACCAUAAAAUACUUAUAAAUCAAAUGUGCAGAUCAGACCCUUAUCAGCAUAAGCAAGAGGAUCAUCGAUUGCUAAUAUUUCCUGCAGGGCUAAAUUGAUUCCUGUUCAGUAAAAUUAAUCAGUCAAGGAAGUCAAAAAGUUCACGAUCUUAGAUUUGAAUCCUAAUUCUACUUAACCAUCUAUGCAUUAGGAUAUACCUUUAUAGCAGGAACCUUACAUCAAGUAUCCAAAUACUAAUGGGGGUUAAAAUACUGUAAUUAACAAUGUUAAUAAUAUUGUUAAUAAUUAACCCAAUAAAACUAAAGAAAAUAUUCGCAUAAAAAGUGCGCUUAUUUAAUAAUACUCAAAUAAAAGAUAACAACAAGAUCAACAGUCAAAUUAAAUUGUGAAACAUUAUACAUUAAAGGAUUUGGUAGAAUCGUGA
Molecule: messenger RNA, 2103 nt
Organism: Paramecium octaurelia
Lineage: Eukaryota; Ciliophora; Oligohymenophorea; Peniculida; Parameciidae
Source: the annotation of a GenBank genome assembly